Glycine soja is the source of this 608-nucleotide messenger RNA. RefSeq lists its product as uncharacterized. NCBI's taxonomy places the organism in Eukaryota, Viridiplantae, Streptophyta, Magnoliopsida, Fabales, Fabaceae. The record is from RefSeq and is a predicted model, not a curated record. The transcript has 3 exons. Bases 57 to 452 code for a protein of 131 amino acids.
CAAAUCCACAUUUCAUCAAAUCAACUAAACCGGAGAGAUACAAAACAAAAAGAGAAAUGACAAAUUUCAAUGUCAAAUCCAUUUGGUUGUUGCCAAUUCUUGCAAUUUGUGUGUUAUCUCUUUGCCAUGACCACAAAAUGGUAGUUGCUGAGGAUUGUGAGGAAGAACUGCGCGGUCUUAACAUAGAGUGUAUGUAUUAUAUGAACAAGGACGAUCCAAGCUUGCUAAAUCCCAAUGGCCGGUGUUGUAAAGCCAUCACAGAUGCAUAUCCUAAAUUGGGAUGUGUUUGCAAGAAUCUCUCUCGAAAAGUGGUUUUCCCGCCUUAUGCCGGUACCUAUGCCGAUUUGAUUAGUUGGAGGAGAGUGAUGCACUGUUUCAGCUAUUGUUGGAGACCUUUACCUGCUGACUACAAGUGUAACAGAUUCACUGUUCCGAAUCCACCACCCAAGUAAAGUUGAAUGCCGUGCCUAUGCUAGUAAGCUUCAUUUGAAGUCACAUAAAUAAAAUUGGAUUCUACAUUCAUGUGCUUAUAGCUAUAGUUCAUGUUAUAGAGAAACAGUUUGGGAUAGUUUCAUGAAGUAAAUAAUUUAUGGACUUUUAGAAUCAUA